This is a messenger RNA of Spea bombifrons (plains spadefoot toad), 1406 nucleotides long. It is a transcript of the gene UCHL5, whose product is annotated as ubiquitin C-terminal hydrolase L5. NCBI's taxonomy places the organism in Eukaryota, Metazoa, Chordata, Amphibia, Anura, Pelobatidae. Gene Ontology annotation, molecular function: cysteine-type deubiquitinase activity. The transcript is spliced from 12 exons. Gene Ontology annotation, biological process: protein deubiquitination; ubiquitin-dependent protein catabolic process. The record is from RefSeq and is a predicted model, not a curated record. Gene Ontology annotation, cellular component: cytoplasm. The coding region runs from base 17 to 1093 and encodes 358 amino acids.
CAUACCCACAUCAAUUAUGGCGAAAACAGCCUUAGUGCGCGAGUUCAUGAACGUAGGGAAACUGAAGGCGCAUACUAUUCUACGUAAUCGCAACAGUUGUGGAAAUAUGGCGGGCAGUGCUGGAGAGUGGUGUUUAAUGGAGAGUGAUCCUGGCGUCUUCACCGAGCUUAUCAAAGGAUUUGGUUGUCAGGGAGUUCAAGUGGAAGAAAUUUGGAGUUUGGAACAAGAACACUUUGAAGAUUUGCAACCGGUCCAAGGCUUAAUAUUCCUCUUCAAGUGGCAGCCAGGUGAAGAACCGGCAGGUUCUGUGGUUUGUGAUUCCAGACUGGAUACAAUUUUUUUUGCUAAACAGGUAAUAAAUAACGCGUGUGCCACACAAGCGAUCAUCAGUAUUCUACUGAACACCAUACAUCCUGAUGUCUGUUUAGGGGAGACACUCUCUGAAUUUAAAGAAUUCACUCAAAGCUUUGAUGCAGCCAUGAAAGGUCUAGCACUAAGCAACUCUGAAGUGAUACGACAAGUACACAACAGUUUUGCCAGGCAGCAGAUGUUUGAAUUUGAUGCAAAGUCUACAUCAAAAGAGGAUGAUGCGUUUCACUUUGUAAGUUAUGUUCCAGUCAAUGGAAGAUUGUACGAGUUGGAUGGCUUACGGGAUGGACCCAUUGAUUUAGGUGUAUGUAAUCAAGAUGAAUGGAUCAGUUCAGUGAGACCUGUUAUAGAGAAGCGAAUGCAAAAAUACUGUGAAGGUGAGAUACGGUUUAAUUUGAUGGCAAUUGUAUCUGAUCGGAGAAAGAUUUAUGAACGCAAAAUUAUGGACUUACAGAACAAGCUUGCAGAGGAAGACCCAAUGGACACAGAUCACAGCAGUGUUUUGAACUCCAUUCAAUCUGAAAUUGCAAAAUACCAGCUUUUAAUUGAAGAGGAGAAUCAGAAAAUGAAAAGAUAUAAGAUUGAAAAUAUUAGACGAAAACAUAACUACCUGCCAUUCAUAAUGGAAUUGCUAAAGACUUUAGCUGAGCACCAGCAGCUAAUCCCACUAGUAGAAAAGGCCAAGGGGAAACAGAGUACACGAAGGGCACAGGAAACAAAGUGAUGCUGCUGUUGCCAGGGUAAAAGAGAAAUAAAAACGAUAUCAAUAAAUGAACCAUAUUGGCUCACACAUUUGCAGGAUUAGAAUUCUCAGUAUUAAGAGAGUGCUACAGCCUUGAAAGUCACACAGCAAAAUACCUGUUUAGUGUGUUGGUCUUUUUUAAAUAUAUCAAAACUGCAGUUACCUAAAUAACAUAAACUGUUGACACCUAAUACUUGACAUUCUCUGUUUUUAAAUUUGGAUUUUGGUUGUCUGCUGCUUAUGCCAUUGUUCCAACUGUAUGUGGUGUAUUUAUAAUAAAGCACAUCUUCAUGUC